Xenopus tropicalis (tropical clawed frog) is the source of this 5399-nucleotide messenger RNA. It is a transcript of the gene cep78, whose product is annotated as centrosomal protein 78kDa. Gene Ontology annotation, cellular component: centrosome; centriole. Gene Ontology annotation, biological process: cilium organization; intracellular protein localization; flagellated sperm motility. The record is from RefSeq and is marked provisional. NCBI's taxonomy places the organism in Eukaryota, Metazoa, Chordata, Amphibia, Anura, Pipidae.
UGGGGAGGCAAAACAUUUUAUUGUUAGGGCCCCAUGUUUCCUGAUGGCGGCCCUGACUUUGCGAAAGUAACUUAUAACUUGUAAGAGACAAGCCGACAUAACGAGUAAGCACAGGAGAACAUCAAAUCACUGAUAUGAAGCAGCAGUAUUCUUGAUCCCAGCGGUGGGAAAUGAGAGGGGCGGCACUUGGAAAAGGUCGAGCCGAGGAGACUAAGAUGGGUUGGAAGGGAAGGAACCAUCUCUGACUGAAGAGGUCAGUAGGAGGGGAGCAGGAAGCCGGGCACUCGGAAAGGGCGGGGAAAUGGAAGGCGGUUAGGAAACCAAGGAAACGGCCCCACGCUCAGCCUGCAGAGUAGGCAUAGGGAAGCAGAUGGCACAGUACGAUUGUUGUUGCGGGAAGCUGAUUACUACGAAAGCUGCAUGCUUACUCCCGUGAGUCCGCCAGCACCUAAAAGAAUUUGUGUAUUCUUGAAAGAUGAUUGACUCAGUCCGUAUACGCCAUCAGGGUUCCAUGGAUUUCCUUUCACACUAUGAAUAUCUGUGUGCACUUCAGGAUUCUGUUCCAAUUCCAGCUGUAAAAGCAAACAUCCGACAUGGCAGUCUUAGCUUCAAUGCAGAUCGGAUAAAACUCUCUGACUGGCUGCCUAUUCUAAAUUCUCUGAAAAUAAAUAAGAGUUUGCUAAAUGUGUCAAUAAAAAGUUGUCACCAGCCUGGACUUGGGGAAUUUGGUGCUGAGAAGUAUGGAAUAUAUUUCAAAAGGCGCAUCCCCCCCAUCCGAUCAAAGGACAUGACUUUUCAAGUAUGCAAAGCAAUUACAAGCUGCUUGAGUGUAUCAGGCUCUUUAAAAGAGUUAGAGCUCCAUGGACUGCCUCUACGAGAGAGAGAUUUAAGAAUUUUAGCAAAGGGUUUGGCUGCAUCCUCAUCUGUGGAAAGCCUGUCUUUGGCAUAUUGCUCCUGUGGAGAUGAAGGACUGGAAAUUAUUUGUCAAAGUGUAAAGAAUUCACCUACAAUCAAGACAGUAAAUUUCACAGGGUGCAAUCUGACAUGGCGAGGAGCAGAACACAUAGCAAGUAUCAUCAAGCAUCAGGCUACCAGAAGGCACAGUGAAGCCUGGGCUGAAAGCCUGAGAUACAGAAGGCCUGAUCUUGACUGCAUGGCUGGUUUAAGGCGUGUCACUCUUAACAGCAAUACCCUUGUGGGUGACCGUGGAGCCAUUGCCUUGGCAGAAGUGAUAGGCGAGGACCUCUGGUUAAAAGCACUAGAUUUGCGCCAGUGUGGUAUUUCCAAUGAAGGUGCACAAGCAUUUCUUAACGCAUUUCAAACAAAUACAACACUGAUAAUACUGGACAUCAGAAGAAACCCGCUAAUAGACCGUUCCUUACUGAAGACCAUUAUUGAGAGAGUGUUAAUGAAUGCACAUGAUACCAAUUCAGAGUACAAAUGGUACACAUCUCCGUCUUCUAAGGACAAUGGGAAAGUAAGGCAAAAAUGGAGAUCUAUAAACAACUGGAAUGGACGGAAAGGAAAAAAUAUUGUCCGUGUUGGGUUUUCAACUAAAAAGCCAAUGGUCAUUGGAAGAAAGUAUUCCUCAAAAGAAUUGUACUGUCCCGAUCCAAGGCCUCCAGGAGCUGAGGGAUUUCUGCCUUGGCGUACAGCAGAAAGAGCAAAAAGACACAGGGACGUUUCAGGAGAAUGGGCCUCUCCAGGAAAGGCAGAUACUGCAGUGAAAGUGAUUAUGGAUAGUGAAACCUCUUCAGAAAGUGAAAAAUCUGACAAUAUUUUGAGUAUCCUUGAUCAAGAAUAUGCCGUGCCUGGAUCUGGUGAAAAAACGAGUGUAAAAAAUUACAAAUGUCUCCAGCUGGAGUUUGAAAACACUCGACUAAGGCAAAUAAAUCAUACUCUUUCUGAGUCUCUUCACUCGAGGACAGCUACCUCUGUGAUCUUGGAGGAUGAAGGUGUCCUUGACAGCAUUGAAAAGUCCUUCAGCAAGUUCCAUGCGUUUCUGGAUCUUCUAAAAGAUGCAGGCCUGGGGCAGCUUGCUAACCUUGCAGGCAUUGACCAGUCAGACUUUGCUCUGCCAGGGGAUCCUCAGAUGUCUUCUACUAUUGAUAAAAUAGCCCAGCAGGCACCAAUGCCACAUCAAGAUCAGCAAGAAACAUUCUUUAUCCAUCAGGCACAAAGCAGAGAUAAGAAAGGUGAGCAUACAGGCCCAUCAGAAUCCAAUGCUUUGACUGCUGAUACACUCCCUUCUUCCCGAGAGGCAGAUAAAUAUUGUACCACCAGCCAGAAGAGCAAAGAAGGUUUUGAUCCUGAUCUAAAGGCCAGAGAGGCAAACGUGAACAGUGGGAGGCUUCCUGCUCUGGAGAAUGCACAAACUUACUUGUAUGAUAAAAAAGGAUCUAGAAAUGAAUGUUCUGACUCAGAUUCCAGCAGGAGCCAAAGAAGUAGCUUAGGUCAGAAGUCCAAAGCAUCGGCAAGUGAAAAGGAGAGAAAGCCAUCUUCAAAAAGAAGCCAUUCCUCUGGGACAAACAAAGCUAGUCAAGAGUCCAUAGCAGCUAGGGAUGAAAAGGCUGCGGCCCGUUCUAACGCCAGUAUAUCAGAAUCUGAAAUACAGGAGAAAAUGAAUUCUUCUGAAAGCAUGCACAGUGGCUCACAUUAAAUAAGUUUCUAUUAGAAGGAAUAGGCAUAUUUUUAUUAUUUCAGGUUUUUGCAUUUUAUUAGAAUGAGAAAAAUAAAAUAUUCUAGACAGGGUAUACGGUGAUAUGUGUGCUCAUUUACUAACAUUGGGCACAUUGGCACCUGGGCAGUAACCCAUAGCAAACAGCCAGGGAUUUUUUUGUUCAGUUAAUCAGCUUUUACAAUUCAGAAAGUGUAAUUGCGUUAUGGAUGGGGCACAUAGUGUAUAUCUGCUUCUUUCAGCCUCUUUCAGCGUUUUUCCAUCAGACUCAAAGAAGUGGAUGCACUUUCCUAUGUUGCUCUGUGUGCCUGCACUGAAAACUACAGUGUCCACCUGUAAAACGCAAAAGCAGACGUUUUUAGGCAGACUCUGCUCCGCUGUGUGAGGCGUUGUAGAGUGUAGUUUUCAGUACAAGCACACAGAGCAGCGUAGUAAAGUGGAUCUGCUUCCCAUUGCCAUAUCAAUUAGGAUACAAACAACCAGAAUGCAGUUGAAAUUUCAAGCCUGAGAGUUGCAGAACAUCAUUGCGCUGCAGCAUGGGCCAAAAAUAAAAAGGACCAUCUCUAGACAAGCUCUACAACUUUUUUUUACAUAAAUUAAGUGAUAUAAUCCCCUUUAUGUGAAAUAGGCAGUUUUUAGCCCUCCGUUGCUUGUGAAAAUAGGAGUCCUUUUAUCCUGUCUCCUAUCCCAGAUGUUGGUUGCUGUAGUUUCCCAACAAGUUUAGUGUCAAAUGUUGCCUGACCCUGUCCUAAUCAGGCUAGUUUCUGCAAGGCUUUUACUUCAUAUAUACCUGUAAUAAAGGAGGUUGCUGACCCCUUGCCAACUCCACAGAUGUAAGUGCAGAAGUACUAGUGAUGCAUUAAGUAUGAAAGCACUACAGUAAAGCCUUGAGUGGAUUGAAUCAUUUGCACACACAUGACCUGGACUAAAGCCCAUCCAUACCUUGUAACAGCAGUGCAAUAUCGGCAAUGAACUGAACAAAAAUAACUCUCCAGUUUUCACUUAUAUCGUGUAACAAGUGCAAAUUGUAAGAUUUUGCAUGACAUUGAUAAAAUUGAGGGAGCCAUAGGAGUUGGAGUUACUGAUGUCCCAAGUAACGUAAGCAAUUACGUUACUUAUGCAAAGCACAAAUCCAUGAAGUCCAACCUUUUGUCCCAGAAAAACACAAGUUAAUUUUUAGUGCUAGUUAAUUUUGUGUAGUUUGUACAAGGGGCAUAGCCAAAAAUGUUGGUUCUACACACUUGGGGGGGGUUUUGAGUGAGGCCCUGGAUAAAAUACUUCACUGGUUAAUAGUUUAUUGAAGGUGUGGAUCUCCUGUAAGGCUUUCCUAGUCAUCAAAUGGAUUUAGUAGUAAAAGGCACAUUUUUUUUGCCCAGGUACAGUAAACAAUAGUAACCAAUUACAAGUUUGCAUUUAUCCAAGUGAGCAGUCAAUGCUUUUAGCUGCAAGUUGUAACGGCUACGAAAAAGUCGCGACAAUUCACGAAAAAGUCGCGAUGGCGACGAAAAAAAUCACCAAAAAUACAAAAAAAGUCGCAAAAUGUUUGUUUCCAAUCCGAUUUUUUUCCUAUUCAAGAUUCGAAUUCGUGGAUUAGUAAAUCAGCCCCUAUGAGUAUUUAGCCAAACCAGCCCUGCAGUUUUGAUAAGUCACACUGAAUUGUAGAAAUUAGGGGUUAUUUAUUUAUUUUUUAAUGCUAUGGAUUCAGGAUUUAGACACAUGUUACAAUUCAGAUGGCUAUGAGGCACAGACACUUUAUAUUCAUAUUUGCAUUUCAUUGGUAUAAAUGACAUUUUCUAUAGUAGUUGCUUUGGUGAAGCAUUAUCCUUGAAUUGUAAAGCCAGUGGUGCACACGGGUUUACAUUGCCACAUUUAUCCCUGACAGGGCCGCAGCAGUGUGAAAUGCCUGGGUGCUUUUAGCAUCAUUGCAGUGUGUUGUGGACCAUUAGGGCUUGUUGUUUGUCCUAACUUUGUAUUAAUCUUUUUCAACACUGUGAAAAUCUGUUUUUAUAGAAUGAAUUUUACCUGAUUUUUUAGAAAAAAUUGGAUCUGUUUGGGUUUAAAGUGGACCUGUCACCCAGACAUAAAAAGCUGUAUAAUAAAAGCCCUUUUCAAAUUAAACAAGAAACCCAAAAUCAUUUUUUUAUUACCACAUCCAUACCUAUUAUAAAAGCAUUUAAAAAUCCCAGCUGUCAGUUAUAUAUUGCCUGCCCCGCCUCUAUGCCCUUAGGCAUAGAGGUGUGGCAGACAGUUACUUUCACUUUCAAUUCAGAACUUCUUAGAUGUUGCUGCACCCCUCACGUUCCCCCUCCCUCCUCACUAUGUAAUUUUGUAACCAGUGCAUGGACAUGGGCAUUAGGUCCCUCCAUACUGGCACAGAAACAAGAUAUUGGCAGAAUGCAAUGCCUGCUUUGAUAACAGUGUCCACAAAAUGGCCCCUGCCUGCAUGCUGCAAUUGUGAAUUCCAAGGCUGAAGAAACUAAGAUUAAAAUAAUUUAUAUAGUGUAAGUAAAGUUUAUUUUGCUUGAAAACCACAAUAGAAAACAAUUUGGAAUUAUUUCUUAAGGUGACAGGUCCGCUUUAAAGAGUUUUUACUAGUCGAGAUUUAAGAAGGACAGAAGACUGAACAAAUUUGUUUUUUUGGUUUCAUUUAUGAACUUUGUACAAUUUUGAACUCUUUGUAUAUUUUUUAUAUUAAGAAUAUUUAAAUAAAAAGUUACAUUUU